AUGUCCAAGACUUAUUUUAUUUCAGGGGGAAACAGAGGCAUUGGCUUCUCGCUCGUGAAAGAAAUGAGCGGCCACUCGUCGAACACCGUGGUUGCUACCGCCAGAGACAUCAACAAGGCAACAGAGCUCAAGAAGUGGUCUGAGGCACACUCUAAUGUCAAGAUUGUGCAAUUGGACGUUUCGUCUGCCGAAAGCGUGAAAAGAGCUGCUGCAGAAGCCGCGCGUAUUCUUCCAGACGGUCUUGACGUUUUGAUUUCGAAUGCCGGCAUUGCUAACCCUUACAACAGUACCUUGGAAUCUCCGGACGAAUCGUUUAUCGAGCAUUUCAACGUGAAUACUCUGGGCCCGAUCCGGCUAAUUAGAGCUCUAAAACCCUUGCUGGACAAGAAGAGCUCAAAAGAAAUUGCUGUGGUGUCUGCGCUUGCUGGUUCAAUAACCCAUGUUUUUCCCUUUCCCCUCAGCUCGUAUGGUGUAUCCAAGGCUGCAAUAAAUUAUCUGAUCAGACAACUAGACCGCGAAAUGUCACCAGAUGGCUACAGUAUUGUCUCAAUUCAUCCUGGCAUAGUAAGCAGCGACAUGGGAGAUAAGGCUUUGGAGAAAUUGGAUCCGGAGUAUUUGAAGCAGAUGCUGGAAACGAUGAAAGUGACCAUCGUCACCCCGGAUGAGUCUGCCUCUGGUAUUAAUAAGAACAUUUUGCAAGAUUUGAAAACCAAGCACUCUGGCAAGUUUUUGAGUUACGAUGGUUCCGAAGUUCCGUGGUGA
Molecule: messenger RNA, 762 nt
Organism: Lachancea nothofagi CBS 11611
Lineage: Eukaryota; Fungi; Ascomycota; Saccharomycetes; Saccharomycetales; Saccharomycetaceae
Source: the annotation of a GenBank genome assembly